AUGACUGUGGAUGUCCGCUCCAACCAAGGCCCGGUGGUCCCAGCACAGUGGCUACGUCAGACGCCAAAAGACACCCCGCUCAAAGAAAUGAGAAGGCGGUUAAGAGAAGAUGGCUAUGUUUAUGUCAAGAACCUCCUCCCAAGAGAGGAUGUGCAGAAAGUUCGCGAGGAGUAUUUUAAACUAUAUGAGCCGACCGGGAUAAUCAAGCCUGGAUCGGCACAUGACGAAGGCAUCUUCAACGAUUCGAGUGAUCCGCUUGAACAUGGCGGGAUAGGAGCUGGAGAACUUCCACCAACGGCUGAGCAGGUACAAGCCAUGAUCGAUGCCCAUACACAGCCGAAGUACCUACAACUUUUGGAACAUCAAGAUCUACGAUCUUUCGUUAAGGGAAUCAUGGAUUGGAAGAAAGAAAUUCUGCUCAAGCGCACCAUGAUCAGACAUAAUGCUCCUCAUGCCCUCAGCACCGGUGUACAUUAUGACAAGCUGUUUCUCCGCAAAGGGGAGGCUGAAUUCCUCACGGCGUGGGUGCCUAUCGGCGAUAUUAGAGCUGACGGCGGAGGCCUGAUGUACCUUGGCGAUUCCGUCAACGUGGGUCGUGAGAUUGAGGCGGAAUUUACCCGUCGCGCCAAAGACUUUUCUGAAGAGGAGCGUCUGAGUGCAUUCAACGUGCACAUGGAAAAAUAUGGACAAUUAUCACAGAAUGCAAAUGAGUUCGGUCGGGUUCACCAAACAAACGGCGGGGAAGGUGAUCGGCACUGGCUUGUGGCUAAUUACGAGGCUGGCGACGUCGUAUUCCACGACCCAUAUAUAGUCCAUGCAAGCAGUAAGAACGAGGGCCACGACGGGCGUAUUCGUGUCAGCACUGACCUCCGAUUUUACGAGGAGGGAAGUGACAUGGAUGACCGAUGGAUGCGAUUAUGGAAACCUGGGGACGGGCUGUAA
This is a messenger RNA of Penicillium daleae, 942 nucleotides long. RefSeq names its product phytanoyl-CoA dioxygenase. The coding region runs from base 1 to 942 and encodes 313 amino acids. Lineage: Eukaryota; Fungi; Ascomycota; Eurotiomycetes; Eurotiales; Aspergillaceae. The record is from RefSeq and is a predicted model, not a curated record. The transcript is spliced from 3 exons.